CAAAGCAAAAGGCUUGACAAAUUAUUUAAUAGAAGGUGCCGCAUCGGUAACGGCGUGGUUUGUUUCCCAUUUCCACCGUCCUUUGCGCAUUACGUUAUGUUCCUUCGUACCUUCGUCAGACACUCAUCUUUUGUUAACUGCGUUCGCUUGUGUGGCAUCGUGCAUGGAGUUACAUUAGAUAUACAGAAAUCAAACGCUCUCGCAUUGAAAAUUUCAUUAAUUACACAGUGCUACAAUGGGUCAGCCUUCCCUUCAUCACUUGGUGGACUCCCAUCUACUGCUGAGCAGCCCAAUUCCCAAGCGCCCGUUUUCACUGCUCCCCCUACGAUACCUCCAUCCUCCCCCAAACCAGACAAUACGGUCGAUACAUUAGUAACGAAUUUUUUCCCUGAUUCUAUGGUUGUGAAGGAGUCUCACACCCUUUAUUGUUUCGGCACGAAUGACUUUAUUAAAUUCCUUAGACUUGCCAUAAAGGAAGAUACAAUUUUGUCGAUUGUGGGAUCUGUCCGAGGAAAUACGAAGCAAGCCGGGUUCGGUUCGGAUUCUCGUUCCAUAAUUUUUGUCUAUCAAGAAAAGCUUCGUUCGAUGGAGCACAUGAUUUGCCCCCUGAAAACCUCAGGGAUGCCGCUACUCAGCGUACAGAACCAGAUAAAGCAAGCAAUCUUUGACUUGCCUGGUGUCGCUCUGAAGGGGAACACCGAAACGAAGUAAUUUUCUACUUCUGCAGGUCGACGUUCUACACGGUGGUGAAUGGGAAUUAAUGAGACCACAUUUUUCCUCUGAUAGGAUGGGUUCGAGGUGUGUGUAGCCGUUUCUUUUUGCCAAGUUGCUGGGUGAUGGGUAUGGAGGGCAGUCCAAGGAACAGAAAUGCGAUCGGGAGCCCGGGGGUUGUGAUUUCUUUAAUAAUUACCCUUCUGUACUUAGUACUGGACUACACGGUCGUAUCGGCCUCAACGAAUUAUGAUUGUUAUGAAGAGGCAAGCUAUUCUUCUCCACACUCCUCAUCAAGUAUUAACGCAAUGCACCCCACAUUAGUAGAGGAUCUAAUUGAAGGAACACACACGAAAAAAAAACAAUACUGAUUAAACUUAGCUAGAAGCAAUUACAAAAUUAUUCUGUGAGAUUUCGUUGCUGAGCAUAUAGUUCCAUGAACAGGAUUCUUGCAGAGGGUCACUUCCUAUCUUACAUA
This is a messenger RNA of Phytomonas sp. Hart1, 1189 nucleotides long. The record is from the annotation of a GenBank genome assembly. Lineage: Eukaryota; Euglenozoa; Kinetoplastea; Trypanosomatida; Trypanosomatidae.